AAAAAUUAAAUACAACAGAAUAAAAUGUAAUUAAAAAUGAAAGCAUUUGCAUGUAGGAGAGAGGAACAAGGGGUACAUUUAAAAAAAAUAAAAUAAACCGCGAUAUUACGUCAUCGGGGCCGCUCCAAUCACAGAACGAGACUUUCAGUACUCUCACGUGAUUCUCCUUCCAACUGUUGCCGGUAAGUUAACAGAAAACCGGGUUUUUUUGGACUAUUUAAAGGGAAAACCGUCUCAGACUGGACCGCUGCUGUACGGGACAGAGGGCUCAGAGAGGCACCGAGCUAAAGCCCCGGCCUGACGCGUUUCUCUGACACUUUAACCCGGUUUGAAGUCUCCAUCCCGCGGCUCUCGGGUUAGCCCAUGCUAACGCUGCUAGCCUAACCGCCACCAACGGCCAGCCCCGUGAGGCUUUUACUUUGAAAGAGUCUAAUUUUAAAUGAAUUUUAAUUAAAAUCUGUUAAUUCAAGUCUGAGGAAAUCUGUGGGAGAGAGCUCCGAAUCAUUUAAGGAGCAGCAGAGAUGAGCGGCAGGAGCAGCAGGUGCUGUAUGAAGGGUCGCUCCAGCUGUUGGGCACGUAACGGCCCAGGGGGUCGAUUCUCCAGAGCCGGUCUACAGAAGCCUACGUGGACAAAAGACGAGGACGAGAAGCUGCAGCGACUGGUGAAGGACCUUGGAGCAAGCUGCUGGUCUUCAGUUUCCCUUCAUUUCAGAGGUCAAAGGUCACCAGUGGAGUGUCAGCGGCGGUGGCAGCAGAUAAAGAAUCCAGACCUGGUCAAAGGUCCGUGGACGAAGGAGGAGGAUCACAGGGUCAGAGAGCUGGUGCAGAAGUACGGCGUGAAACGCUGGUCACUGGUCGCCAAACACCUGCACACCCGGAACGGGAAGCAGUGCCGCGAGCGCUGGCACAACCACCUGAACCCGACGGUGAAGAAGACCAGCUGGACGCUGGACGAGGACCGCGUCAUCUGCCAGGCGCACAGGCUGCUGGGAAACCGCUGGGCCGACAUCUCCAAGUUGCUGCCCGGCAGGACGGACAACUCCAUCAAGAACCACUGGAACUCCACCCUGAAGAGAAAAGUGGAGAAGGAGGGAUACCUGCAGGUCCUGCGCCUCCACAGCUCCUACGUCGCCUCCACCUCGGCACAGGCAUCCAAGAUCUGCGGCCUCCCCUGCAGCAUCCCCGCAAAGGCCAACAGUCUGUCCACCUCAAAAGAUGAGUCCAGCUCCGCCUCCGGCAGUCAGAGCACCUACAUGCGCCACGGGAGCUCCGCCCAUCUGUGCUCCUCCUCCACCGGAUCUCUGAGCACGAGCAGACCGGCGGCGUCCAUGGACCUGAUGGAGGCGAGCCUGGAGACAUGGAGCUACGACUCAAAGGAAGUGACAUCAUCCCUGAAACAGCCCCCAGCGCUGCUGCCUGUCUGCCCGCACAGAAACGAUGGCCACCCCUCCAUCGUGGGCCUGAAGGAGAGCUGCGUUGCAGGUAUGAAGGACCAGGAGCUGAACGGCGAAGACGACUGCUCGUCGCGCUCGUGGAGCAGAAGCAGCCAGAUGGGAGCUCUGAACUUCUCCCCCUCAGAGUUCUUCAGUCUGUGCGCUGCUGACAAGCUGAAGCUACAGUGUCCACCUCUCACCUCCACCCCCGUCUGCGCCCUCCUACACCCCGUCCAGCAGGAGGAGGAGGCCUGCCCGCACUGCAGCUCCAGCACGCAGACGCCUCCAGAGAUCCGAGAGAAGGUCAGAGUGUCGCUGAUAUCUGCUCCUCAAACACCCACUCCUCUGAAGAUCAGUGCGAGCCCGGGCGAGGUCUCCGUGUCUUCCAGUCUGACGAUGACUCUGAUGUGGGAGGACCGGAGCGUGGAUCCUGACAGUCAGCAGUCGGGCAGCAGCUCCGAGGUCAGACGCUCCUCGCUAACAUGUCUCGCUGUGACUGUGGACAGGUUAAAGGCCACUCAGGUUCAGGGCGAGAGUCUGCUGACCUCCAUCCUGGACGUGCAGGUCGACCCCGCCUCAGCUCAGCAGCAGCAAGUCCAGGCAGAGUGUGGCUUCUCCCUCGACACCCCCCCCUCAAAGUCAGGGUUGGAUGUGUGGUGGAGCCAGGUAGGCUGCCUGGACUCACCUGAGUGCCCCACCCACACCACCAACCCGUUUGAGCUGAGCGGUGAGCUGCAGGUGGUGCUGUUCGGGCAAACAGAGGAUCAGAUGAUUGUGACGGAGCAGGCGCGCCUCUUCAUGGAGCCAGGACCUUCAUGCUGCUGGUCGACCUGAAACUUCAGAGCGUGCUCAGUCUCUGUCGGCCCUCCAAUCAUGAGUGUUUUAGCAUCACCGCGGCCUCAUCAGCCUGUGAUGUUUGAUUGAUUGAUUGAUUGAUUGAUUGAUUGAUUGAUUGAUUGAUUGGCUGGCUGACUGAUUUAUUUUUUAGCUAUUGACUGAUUGAUUGAUUGAGGAGAGGAUGAUGGUGAUCUUCACGUGUAUUUUAACUGAUUUUAACCUUUUAGACAGUUUUUAGUGCAGAGUUUAUGAGCUGCUCCUUUAAACGUGUAAAACUUUUGAUUUCUUGCUUGAAACGUGGCUGAAUGUCUUUAACACUUUACUCUUUGAAUGUUCACAAUAGAUUUAUUGAUUGUAUUGAUUGUCAUGUAUUGAUUGAUAUUGGAAUGGAUUUUAAAUGCUUUUAUUUCUUUUUUUAAACAUCAAAUUUGUGAAGUGACACAAAAACAAAAUGACUGUACAGUUUUAAUAAAGCGAUGAAGCUGGA
Oreochromis aureus is the source of this 2757-nucleotide messenger RNA. RefSeq names its product myb-related protein B-like. The coding region runs from base 522 to 2267 and encodes 581 amino acids. Lineage: Eukaryota; Metazoa; Chordata; Actinopteri; Cichliformes; Cichlidae. The transcript is spliced from 15 exons. Gene Ontology annotation, molecular function: RNA polymerase II cis-regulatory region sequence-specific DNA binding; DNA-binding transcription factor activity, RNA polymerase II-specific. Gene Ontology annotation, cellular component: nucleus. The record is from RefSeq and is a predicted model, not a curated record. Gene Ontology annotation, biological process: mitotic cell cycle; positive regulation of transcription by RNA polymerase II.